ACAGUGUAAAUAAAAAUACAAAAGAUAGGAUGGCUGUGACCUGUGGAUGAAUGAAUCGAUUGGUUGCUGCAUUAACUCUCUUGCGAACGCACUCAGAGCGAUUGGACUGUUACUGUUUCGUGGAGAUUUUCCGCUGUAUAUCGAGUACUACUCACUUUACCCUUUGAAUUUAAAUCCUUGUUGAUUUUCACCAUAUUUGUAUUCAUCAAAGCUCCCGUGCUAUCCACGUUGGAGGAUCUUACGCCUUCGAUCAACCCCUCUCUGCCAUAUCUGUAGAUUUUCUAUUGCUCUUCGCGGAUUUGGCCGGAUUUUAGUGAAGUAUGGAGCACCUUCCUGUUGAAGUCAUUGGCAAUAUAUUGUCUCAGCUUGGAGGUGCACGAGAUGCGGUGAUAGCCUCAGCAACAUGUAAGAAGUGGCGGGAGGCUUUCCACAAACAUCUCCACACACUCUCGUUCAAUUCCAGUGAUUGGCCGGCAUAUCAUGAUAUGGCAACAAAUCGACUGGAAAUCCUGAUAACCCAAACAAUUUUCCAAACCACUGGAUUGCAGGGUCUAUCAAUUAUGAUGGAUGAUGUUGAGGAGUUCUCAGCGUCAACUGUUAUUGCAUGGCUCAUGUAUACUAGGGAAACAUUGCGCAGGUUAUAUUAUAAUGUCCGGACAAUUCCUAAUAUUAAUAUUUUUGAAAUCUGUGGGAGACAGAAACUUGAAGUGUUGUCUUUGGCCCAUAAUUCAAUCACAGGGAUGGAAUCUAAUUUUCUGAGAUUUCCUUGUUUGAAAUCUCUUUCUUUGAGUCAUGUUGCUAUUUCAUCAUUGGAUUUGAGUCUUUUGCUCACAGUGUGUCAGAAGAUUGAGACCUUGGAACUUGUCAAUCCAGAGAUUGCAAUGUCAGAUGCCCAAGUGACAGUUGAAUUGAGUAGUCCAACACUGAAGAAUAUUUAUGUUGAAGCAAUUAGUUUGGAUAAGUUUAUAUUGGAGGCUGAUAGCAUUGAGCGUUUGCACUUGAAAGAUUGCGCUCUUGAACUUUUUGAACUGAUUGGCAAGGGAACCUUAAAGCAUUUCAAGAUUGAUGAUGUCAGUGUUAUACAUAUUGACAUUGGUGAGACUGUUGAUAAUCUUGAGAUUGUAGACAUCAGCAGCUUCACUAUUUUUUGGCCUAAAUUCUACCAGAUGAUUUCAAGAUCAUCGCGAUUGAAGAGGCUUCGGCUUUGGGAUGUUGUAUUUGAUGAUGAUGAAAUUAUAGAUUUGGAAACUAUUGCUGUUUGUUUCCCACAGCUGACCCAUCUUUCAUUGAGUUAUGACUUGAGAGAUGGAGCUAUUCACUAUGGCUUGCAAGGCUCUUCUAAUUUGGAGCAUGUGAUUGUAUUGGAGCUUGGAUGGAUGGUCAUUAAUGAUCUCUUCUCACAUUGGGUUGAGGGGCUCUUAAAGCGAUGUCCCAACCUCAAAAGGAUUGUCAUUUUCGGGGUUGUUUCGGAAAUAAAAAACCAUGAAGAAUGUCUGAUGUUGGGCAAUUUCACUUCAUCCAUUGUUCAGCUCAUGAGGAAAUAUUUGCAUGUAGAGGUGCAGUUUGAGUAUGAGUAAAAGCUCUCCAAAUUGCUGGCCAAAAUAUUUUUAUUUUUGGUAUUAGUAAGAACUGUAUGAUUACAUGUGCAGGUAAGAUAGCCUGAGCAUCCUUUUUGUCUAUCCAUAAAUGGUCGCUGAAGUCUCUUUCUUUUGAUUGAAAAUUUUUUAUUACUUGAUUGAGAGAAACAUGUUUUAUGUUCAAGUUCAUUUCA
Messenger RNA from Mangifera indica (mango), 1771 nucleotides. RefSeq names its product F-box/LRR-repeat protein At1g67190-like. NCBI's taxonomy places the organism in Eukaryota, Viridiplantae, Streptophyta, Magnoliopsida, Sapindales, Anacardiaceae. The record is from RefSeq and is a predicted model, not a curated record. Gene Ontology annotation, molecular function: protein binding. Bases 321 to 1577 code for a protein of 418 amino acids. The transcript has 3 exons.